AUGCCGCAAACCAUCACCAACGAAAACGACUACAGACUAACCCGGUCCAAGGGCUUGGUGCCUGUGCCUUCCGUGGACGACGACGCUGCCAGCGACGCUGCCUCCGCCAGCGUGCCCCCAGUGCCUGCCCGCCAGUACUUGGGCGACGUCUCCAACCAGUACGGAGCAGCUGGCGCCAAACAGGCCCCCAAAAGACGUCCGUUGGGAGGCGACCACGCUCCGUUACAGCAGCGCACAAACGCCCUCCCCAACCUGCAACAACACCCCCAACAACCCUCCCUAGCAUCCGACGACAAGCCCACCUCGCACACGUCCUCCGACUCCGACCCUCCCCCAGCAUCCAAACUCCAACCCUCUGCAUUGGCCGUGCCCUCGCGAUUGCCCCAGAAGAGACAGGCCACCGAGUCGUCCACCAACUUGGUGGAAAAGCUCCACUCGUCGUCCACCACCACCCACAAGAAAUCGCGUCUCAUCGACUACGAAUGGCAGGACCUCGACGAGGAGGACUUGGACGACCCGUUGAUGGCCAGUGAGUACGUCUCUGACAUCUUCCACUACUUCUACGAGUUGGAACUGCGCAUGUUGCCCGACUCCCAGUAUCUCUACAAGCAGAAGCACCUCAAGCCCAAGAUGCGGUCCAUUUUGGUGGACUGGCUCGUCGAAAUGCACUUGCGCUUCCGGUUGUUGCCGGAAAGCUUGUUUUUGGCCAUCAACUUGAUGGACAGAUUCAUGUCCUUGGAGGUGGUCCAGAUCGACAAGCUCCAGUUGUUGGCCACCGGAUCUUUAUUCAUCGCCGCCAAAUACGAGGAGGUGUUCUCCCCCUCGGUCAAAAACUACGCAUAUUUCACAGACGGCUCAUACACCGAGGAAGAGAUUCUCCAAGCCGAAAAGUACAUUCUCACUAUCCUUAAUUUCGAUCUUAAUUACCCCAAUCCGAUGAACUUCUUGAGAAGAAUCUCCAAGGCCGAUGACUACGACGUCCAGUCCAGAACCUUGGGUAAAUACUUGUUGGAAAUAACAGCUAUAGAUUACAGGUUCAUUGGUCUCAAGCCCUCGUUAUGCUGUGCUUCGGCCAUGUACUUGGCAAGAUUAAUAUUGGGAAAGUCUCCCGUGUGGAAUGGUAACUUGAUACACUAUUCAGGCGGAUACCGCGUCAAUGAUAUGAAGGUGUGUGCGGAGUUGAUUUUCCAAUACUUAAUAUCGCCCGUCGAACACGACGAGUUUUUCAAGAAAUAUGCCACAAGAAAGUUCAUGAAAGCUAGUAUUUUAUGUCGUAGCUGGGCAAAGAAAUUCCAUUCCGAGGGCAAGGACUUAUUUGAUGAGAGGUUAUCCACACACAGAAUCACCCUCGAGGAACCAGUUUCCAAAGAGUAA
Suhomyces tanzawaensis NRRL Y-17324 is the source of this 1374-nucleotide messenger RNA. It is a transcript of the gene CLB2, whose product is annotated as B-type cyclin. Gene Ontology annotation, biological process: regulation of cyclin-dependent protein serine/threonine kinase activity; G2/M transition of mitotic cell cycle. Lineage: Eukaryota; Fungi; Ascomycota; Pichiomycetes; Serinales; Debaryomycetaceae. The record is from RefSeq and is a predicted model, not a curated record. The coding region runs from base 1 to 1374 and encodes 457 amino acids. The transcript has a single exon. Gene Ontology annotation, cellular component: nucleus; centrosome; cyclin-dependent protein kinase holoenzyme complex. Gene Ontology annotation, molecular function: cyclin-dependent protein serine/threonine kinase regulator activity.